Molecule: messenger RNA, 749 nt
Organism: Neolamprologus brichardi
Lineage: Eukaryota; Metazoa; Chordata; Actinopteri; Cichliformes; Cichlidae
Product: glucagon-1-like
Biological process (GO): response to starvation
Cellular component (GO): extracellular region
Molecular function (GO): hormone activity; glucagon receptor binding
Source: RefSeq, a predicted model, not a curated record
GUCGGCUCAUCUAUUCAGUCAACAGGCCCCGUGUGUAAUGGGUGUGUCUAAUAGGUUUAGAGUAAUAGGUGGAACUGUUACUCUAUGAGUGGGAAAAAGACCCACCUAUGCAGCUCUUCUUUCAAUAUAUAAGGCUGCAAAGUGAGAGAGGGUGGUUAGAUGCAGACACCAGCAAUAAGCAGUGGAACUAACAGCAGGUGUUUGGAAAGAAAGAAGAAAAGGUCACCACCAUGAAAAGCAUUCACUCCCUGGCUGGCAUCCUCCUGGUCCUCGGCUUUGUCCAGAGCAGUUGGCAGGUUCCUCUGCAUGAUGCUGAUGACAGCUUAAGUUUUGAAUCAGACAACACAUUAAAUGACGAGCCUGUGGAGUUGUCGAGCAUGAAGAGACAUUCAGAGGGAACUUUCUCAAAUGACUACAGUAAAUAUCUGGAGGACAGGAAAGCACAGGACUUUGUUCGGUGGCUGAUGAACAACAAGAGGAGCGGUGCUGCCGAGAAGCGACAUGCAGAUGGCACCUUCACCAGUGAUGUAAGCUCCUUCCUCAAAGACCAGGCAAUCAAAGACUUUGUUGCCAACCUCAAGUCUGGACAAGUCCGAAGAGAAUCUGAAAUGGAAAGAUGGGGUGAAACAUUCAGCAAGAGGCACGUAGAUGGAAGCUUCACCAGCGAUGUGAACAAGGUACUGGAUUCCAUGGCCGCCAAGGAAUAUUUACUCUGGGUCAUGACCUCCAAGCCUUCAGGGGAAAGGUAA